Messenger RNA from Aphanomyces invadans, 1311 nucleotides. RefSeq lists its product as hypothetical. Gene Ontology annotation, biological process: mitochondrial citrate transmembrane transport. The record is from RefSeq and is a predicted model, not a curated record. Lineage: Eukaryota; Oomycota; Saprolegniomycetes; Saprolegniales; Verrucalvaceae. Bases 6 to 908 code for a protein of 300 amino acids. The transcript is spliced from 2 exons.
CCGUCAUGGAUACAUUUCGCAUAGCAAUUGGAAAAUGCUCGUGGCAUGGGGACAACGCCACGGGACGCCAAACUUGCAUUGCCAACAUGUCGACGAAACAAGCAGGUCCUUCGAUGGCGCCCCCUCCGAAGAAGCAUCCGGGGGUGGCAGUCGUCGCGGGUGCCAUUGCCGGCGGUCUCGAGAUGUGCUCGAUCUGGCCCAUGGAGCUCAUCAAGACGAACCUUCAACUUGGCACGAUGAAAAGGCAUUACACGAGCGUGCUGCCCGGCUUUCGGUAUCACAUUCAAACGGGCGGCGCCUUGUCACUCUACCGCGGCCUCGCGCCAGUCUUCAUCGCGUCGCUCCCCAAGGCUGGCCUGCGUUUCGGCGCGUUCGACUCGAUCAAGCAGUGGCUGGCCGACGAUCAAGGCAAGUCGACGCCGCUUCGCAACAUGGCGGCGGGGAUGUCUGCCGGCGCGAUCGAAGCCAUUUUGAUCACUACGCCCACGGAAACCAUCAAGACCAAGUUGAUUGAUGCCAAUACUGGCGUGUUGUACGGCGUCCAGACGAUUCUGCAGAGGGAGGGCGUCCGCGGGCUGUACCAAGGGCUCACGGCCACCGUCAUGAAGCAGGCCACCAACACGGGGCUUCGGUUUUUAUGGUUCAGUGAAUACAAAGCCCGUGUGCCUGGACUGUUGGCGCAACGGGGCAUCGACCACAACGCUCUAACAUCCACCGAGUCAGCAAUCGUGAGCUUUGUCGGCGGCAUGACGGCAGGCAUCUUUAGCACAUUUGGCAACAAUCGUACGUUCCGCGCGCAUGUCUGGCACGUCGCUCAUCGGCUUCCUGUACAGCCUUUGACGUGGUCAAGACCCAGAUGCAAGGACUGCAAGGCACACGCUAUGUCAACACGUUGGAUUGUGCCAUGACCAUCCUCAAGCGUGACGGCAUUGCGGGGUUCUAUGCCGGUGUCGUGCCACGGUUGGGACGAGUAGUCCCUGGGCAAGGCAUCAUCUUUAUGUCGUACGAUACGAUCUCGACGCACGUCGCGUCGUUCCUCGACGACAACGCUACCAAUGUGAACGUCAACAUGGGCAACGUGAAGUCCAAAGCAUGAGACAGCAGCGCCGCCGCGUGCUGGACUACUUAGUCCAGCACGGGCCAUGAGCAGAGCAAUAACGUAGACGUCGUGGUCGUGGUGUCCAUGGGCGGUGCGUCGGCCUUCUCCAUGUUGUGUCUGUCGGAACGGAUCGAACUGGACCAAUCGCCGUCGAGAGAUUCUUCGUCGCUGAUUGGCUGCUAAAAUCCAUAACGUGACUUGAUUGGCCGAAA